AUGACCCAAGUCAACCUCGUCCUCCUGAUCGAGCUUGCGGCAGUCGUUGUCGGAGCCACCGCCUUCCUGUUCUAUUGGAACAGACUCCUCGCCUCUGUCCUCGCAUUUCUGGUCCGGAUAUACUCAUGGAGGGUUCUUCACGCGUAUGUCUCGAUAGGGUCGCUCCAAAUAUCACCACUGGCCGGCCGAAUAUCAUUCCGUGAUCUGGAAUAUCACUCGAGUAAUAUAUCGGUGAGAGCAUUGAACGGCCAUGUGACUUGGAGAUACUGGAAACUCCAUGUGAGGAGUGAAUUGGACACUCAGUCAACAAGCCGUAAAAGAAACCAUUUGCCUUGUCGGAUCGUCGUCUACGCCAAGGGUGUCGAAGCUUUUGUGUACAAUCGUACGCCCGCCUACGAUGACAUUGUGGAGCGCAUGAAGAAGCACGAGAAGGAAGCGAACGAUGAGAAACUCAGGCAAACCAGAUCGACGGAGUCUCGAGACGAGGGAGGGCUGCGAUCUCGCCUAAGAAAUCUCGGUAGGAUGUCUACGAGAGAUAGUUCAACAAAAGGCAUCAUGAAUAAGGACAAAGAGAACUCGGACACAUCACCAACACACGAGCUUCCAGCUCAGAUCAAACCAUUGAAGGCGUCGUCAGAUAGUGUCAACUGGUUUCGCGAAGCUCUUCCACUUGAGCUCCGGAUCAUCGCAGGAUCUAUAGUACUGGGGAGUGACGCAACUCCCACAGUCCUGAUUGGCGAUUUCAAAAAGGUGGAAGGGACUCUUGAGACCUGCGACUCCCGCUCGAUCUUGGACCAGUACAAAUUGGCGGUGGAAUUGAAGUUCCAUGAGGCGAAUGUGCUUACACGAACCAACGUCGAUCAUUCGGGGCCGCUGUUGGCGCACGGUAAGAAGGUGUAUGACGAAUUACUCAAACGCCAGGCAGACUUGUCACGCCAACCUCCUUCGGUCAUCUCAAUAUUUACAGGGUUUCACUUGCUAGCAAAGCAGUUCCCUUUCCUAUACGACCCAAAAUUCUCCACACCUCCUGUUCCAGGUCUUUCAACAAGCAAACUGUGGAAGGGGUUGGCUCGUUAUCGUCUGCCAGAAGACAGUGAUCCAACGACACCUCAGAAUAGUACCCAAGAAGAACUGGAGUAUGCCAAGGUGACCCAUCUUCUAGAGGCUCCAGAACUCACCUUAACAUACUAUUCGGAUACACCGGGAAUUGUACCCGACCCUCUCUCCGCGCCGUUCAUUGACCCUUUGGAUGAGAUAGGCAACGUCGAUUUGCCUCCCGAAUACGGCAUUGAUAUAACGAUCCAUAAAGGCAUCAUCAAAUAUGGGCCAUGGGCCGAUCGUCAACGAGAACAAAUUCAAAGAGCAUUCGCACCUGCGCUGUUCUUCGACAGUGAGCCCAGACCUCGGCUAAAACAGGGAGAGAGUCGACUCCACACAAUUCUUGUGCUCCGAAUCAUGCUGGAAGAUGAGACCACCUUGCGAAUACCGACCCGCGAGAGUUCUAAAAACUGGCAGUACGACAAUGCUUCAUCCAACACCGAACGUCGGUAUGGGUGGCUCGACGUCGCCGUCGGACCAAAUUCCUCUGUCGUGUACACUCAAGAACAGAUCGCCACGUCCCGCGGAUACGAAUCUAUGCUGGUUCUGCAUCUUGAUCAACUAGCGAUCAGCUCGAGUGUCAACUUGGACACCUUCAUCCGAUCCAAGACUUGUAAAUUGUCGAUGGCGAUGCCAACGCCUUUGCCCUGGAACGCGCAGCGUGAUUGGGGUAUGGACGUUGCUUUCGACUCACCAGCAAUAAGCAUCUUGCGCGACCAUGUGACUCUGAUAUCGGAUUUAGCGAAGGACUGGAGUUCUGGUACGACAGGUGGCGACUAUCACCAUUUCGUACCUUGCCAUUACAACUUCCGGGUAUCUCUCAUCAACUACGCCUUCCAUCUCUACAUUAAUGACUAUAAUAUCGUGGAUGCCCCUGGCUCAAGAGAUAGCAACGCUUUCAUGGACGUGUAUGGUCCUAGACUCGAUGCUGUAGUGGCAGUUGCCUCUACCCAGUAUCGUCCGGAAUCAUCCGUUGUACCAUUCAACAUAUCGCUUUCGGAUGCUCUUGUGGAACUAUGUGUGCCAAUAUGGGACACACACAGAACUUUUGGAACAGACGUCUACGAAAUUGGACGUGUAGGAAGCUUGACUGCCUCUGGUUCUUACCGCUACUACGCCGUUGCACGGCCAGAUCACGAAGAGAAUUUGACUCUUCAUCUGGAAGGGAAGCAUGCACGGUUCAAAGCCCUAGGAUGGGUGCUGAGGAGGCUCUUUUGCGUCAAAGACAACUAUUUUGGGUCGUUUACGCAAUUCACAACUAUGGCAGAAUUUCUGGAGAGGUUCGAUCAUGAUCCCGCUACAGUGGGGGAUCCUGUGGAAGAGAAGUGGCGACCGGGUCGGUCCGACCCAUUUGCCGCUCACAUUACAAUGAAUAUCGAAGAAUCCCUCAUCGUCAUGUCGGACGAGAUCUACAACAUUACCAGCGGCAUCGCUCUGCCCGUGCCCCAGCUCCAAUUGACUAUCAAAUCGGUGGACGAAUUUAUGGAACUGGCUUUGAACGCUACACCGACUUACAUCGUUGCGGCGCCCAGCUUGAUAGAUAUCUAUCGUAAGGGCAGCGCGCCGUUGCUAGCUGAUGACCAGGUCAUUUUUCUUGAAGGGAUGGAACUGAAAGCCAUCAGGCUAUUUGGCCCUCAGCCGAGAGCAACGACGUACCUUUGUCUGUGGGAAGCCAACAUCACAAGCGUGACUGCGUUCCUCACUGGCGAUUUCAUCUCCACUCUGAAGGCUGUGGGAUCAGCCGUUGGGUAUACGUUCUCCGAUCCUGAAAAUUCUCCAGAUCAGAACUACCAACUCAAAACACCGCCUGACGUGACGUUCUUCAAGCUUUGUGUAGAAAAGGCGUUGGUCAUGUUGACGGAAGAUGAUCAUUCCAUCUCCAUCGAUAUUCCCCUAGGCCUCUUGCUAGACACAAGCACAUGGGGUACCCGGUCUCACUCCUCCAAUACCAGCAUGCUCGUGCCUUCUCUGACUGCCAACCUACUCAGUCGUGGCCCAGGAUCACAGUGGCAAGUUGUGAGCAACGUCUGCCUCGGUAUGACUCUGGACGUCUACAAUGCGCCGGAAAGAUGGCAAGAGCAUGUGGAGGCGCAGCAACGGUUCUUGAGAGACCAAGAUACGGCGACCGGCAGGAUCUGGUUUCUGUACCAGGGCGGAAAACCACAAAAGAGACGACAUGUGAACGGCUUGUAUCUUCCGCUGCCUUUGAAGAAAAAUCCCGACACGCUCGCCAAUGACUCUGAAAGCACUCAUUCUUUGAUUGACCAUCAUCAACAGAACAAAAGGCCGUCCUCAAGGGACUCGGACAGCUCUGACGAUAUGCAAAGCCCAACCAUCCCCUUGAUGAAACGGACCAAGGCAAAAUUCGCCAGUGGCUCUAUUCCAGGUGGCACCAAUGGCCCGUCCGAUGGUGACGAAUCUGACACCGUAUCGAGCUCGACGUCCACUGAAGGCUCCCGCAUAUCUGUGUCUCCUAAUUUAAGGGUGGACAUGGCAGAUGGUCUGGAUAUCAGGCUACGUCAUUAUCGCCUUGCCCACAGUCAGCAUAUUCACAGCCAGUGGCUUCCUCUGAUAGAUGGAAGCGGCUCUCGGGAUCAGAAGGAUCAUCCGAGGAGUGAGGGCGGUUUGGAAAAUGGCAAAGUCAUCCGUAUCGGAUUCAACACAAUCGUUGGCAACAUCAAGCCCGAGGCGUUACCCGCCGUUGCCAAGAUCAACUCUGUGUUGUCUCAUCAAGAUGAUUCGUACGAGAAGCGACUCGAUCGCCUCCUUGUGAACCAAUACGACAAAAUAGAAGACGCCAAAUCAUCGGAACACCCUACCGUAUAUGACAUUCGCAUCCCCGCUUUCCUAGUCUGCGUGACAGGCCCUGACGUAUCCGCAUCAACGAUGGUCAAAGUAGACAACACCAAAGUUGAUAUACACAAUUAUGCCCCUCAACGGGACCUCAGCCCGACCCAUAAGUCGGUACUUGAUUUGAAAGUAUCUGUCUCGUCGGCGACUAUCACGUCUUAUGCGUCCGCAGAGAAGUGUCCAUUGUCCUUGGUAGACGUGGAUGAUAUGGCAGCAGGAAUCCCUGGGAGCUGCCCUAUAGCCCAUGUUAGCCUGGGAAAACUCAAAGGCAGCCUGUACCAGAGUUCUCGCGUUAGGCUUCAGGGUACCAUCUCUCAUGCUCGACUCUACAUUGUCACGUCGUUUGUCCCCUUUGCGGUGGCGUACGCCGACUUUUGGGCAUCGACUGUCAAACAGGCCUCCCUUUUCGCUCCAGAAGCCACCCUCGACUCGGAAAUGCUCUUCCACGUACUCUCAUCGGCGGUUGAUUCUGGGCGAGGCGCUUAUCUUCCCAGCUUUGCCUAUGUGGCACCAUAUGGGCUACACGAACAAGACAGUCAGUUGGGCAACAGACGUCAAACAGGUUGGUGGCUCCUGGCUAGGUUCCGUGAAUGGCUUCGCAGCGGGCCCUUGAACGGGACUUUCGACCGACAAGACUUGCCCACCAGGACUAGCUAUGUCUUGGCAGAGCUGCUACGGUAUGACGAUUCUCUCCAGGGAGCAAGUCAGAUAGUCGAAGCUCAGCCCUUUUUCCACUUGGCCUUCAUGAAACCGUCUCGGACCGACGCAAAUAGCGGACAACGUGACAAACCAACAGAUGUGUCUCUGUACGUUGAAGAAUUGGCGAUGCGCCAUCGCGGCCGGAGCUUGGGCUCCCGCACUGAAUUCACAAGUCUCAUCAUGAUCAACAAAUCAUCCGUUGGAUACUCAGUGAUAUCUGCAAGCAGCGAGAAGACAUCGUGUCAAUCGAGGCUCAUGGCCGCUAUCCAAUCAGUCAAUCUACAAAUACACGACAGUAUCUUGGCCUUGGCCAACCAGGCUGUCCAUACCCUAGCCGAGAGACUCAACGGACCAAACGCCUCGACCGAUCUAUUGCAAAGUGAGCCAGUGGGGACUACUGCCAUGGCGGUCAGUGUUCAAAUUACCAACGCUAGUGCGGACGUUGUCGGCGGAAAUCUUCGUCUACAUCUGGGUGCACAUAACUUCCUAGUCAAUGGGGUGUCUCGCUCCAAAGUGGGAACCACCAGAUCCAGCAAGGAAUCUCUGACAGCCUCUCUUGACAUUCUGGAAUUCGCCCUUCUGCAACCACAUGGAACAAUAGAGGCUCGUCCAGCCGACAGAAUUGUCCUGUCACUUCGUACGACUGGAUGGGCCAGCUCUUUGCAUCGCUUUACAUCCUCUGACCAAAUCGCAAAAGUCAGACUACUGGUGGGCUUGAAGGCCGUGGAAUUUGACUCUAGGCCUCAGCUUCGUGCAUUGUACUUCUUCGUACAAGAGUGGAAGGCUCAAGAGCUACCACUCUACGCGUCCAGCAUUGAAGACAUGCGAGAGGUCCUAAAGAAUCACAAGAGUAGUUCACCGAACCACAAAGAACCAAUGGUGCUGUCUGAACUUGAUAUUACUGUGCAGCGCUUGCAAGUGCAAGUGAGAGCGGCCAGAGCGCUGUGGGUCCGGUGGGAUAUAGGGAAAGUGUAUACCUCUAGGGUGGCGGCCUCAGAGACGAUUCGCUUCGCGUUCAAAGCCGCCCCCCAGGUUGUUGGUGCCUACGCCUCCCGCAAGUCCAAGAGCAGUGACGCUACGGCGCUUCAUCUACCCUCCGUGACGGCCACCGGCGUUUGGCGUCUGCUUGAAGAUGCACCUCACGUUUCCGCGGACGUUCAGGUCGGUUUAUUCACCGGAGUUUUGAGACCCGCGAUGCUUGACAGACUCCUGUCCCUACACCAAAAGCUGGGCGAAGAUCUGAAAGAGCUAGUUCACGCCUGGCAACACGAUGUUGCCAAGGUACGAGACAAACUACGCGGCAAGCACCCUGGCGCACCCUCACCUGCCCCUACAGCCAUGCGGGAUAUCAUCUUCAAUCUGAACGUUGGAGUAGCUGGGUUACGCUUCGGUCUACGGGCAGAAGAUGUUCCUGCAACGGUAAUGUUUGAGGCUCUUGCCAUCACUGGAACGGCAAACAACCAGCAUCAUCCAGACAAGGGUCUUCAAUGGGGCGCACAGGUGAACCAUUUCAGCUUGUCCCUAGGCCAUCCCUACGAAAAGGGGUCUCUCCAGAAUUUUCUGCCGAUAAGUCGACCUUGUACUGCCUCCAUGACAUUGGACUUUUGGGUGGAGGAGAUUCCAGAGACACCUACGUCCGCUUUACAUCUCAAGAUCAGCCUCAGUCAAGUGCGCACGGUCAUGCACGUUGAGGCGUUGAAUGAGCUCAUCGAUCUCUUCAAGAGUUGGUCUUCCGAUCUGUAUAUUCUACGAGAGCAUAGAGCAGAGGAGAUGGCUGAAGUCAAGGAGCAGACCACAAAGGUACUCAAAAAGCUGGAGUCUGCAGAUAGUGCUGGCCGACCCGAAAGCUCGUGGCUGGCAAGCCGUCUUCUGACGGUCAAAAUCGAGGGCGUGGGUAUUGCCAUUCCCCUGGUCCAAAGUGCUCAGAUUCUCUCGGGAGGUGUCCCUGCUUUGCUCUUUUCGAUCAGAAACAUCAGCUAUGAAAACAAGCACAAUGCGAUAGCGCGAUUCAGGAUGCAGACUAUGGCAUUGCAAUUUGUCAAGCAAUUUGACCUAGGCAAGACCGAUCACUACACGCACGACGCCCACGGCACAAAGAACUGCAUGGUUUUACCUGCUAUCGAAAGCGAAGCUCAAAUGUCCUCUUCCCAUGACCAAUGGCAACUGUCCGCGCACUGUUCCGCUACCGAUUUCAAACUCGUCCUUUCUCCCGACGUCUCUGAUGGCAUACUCGAGCUAAUUAACCUCUUUGAGCAAGGAAAAGAGCGGAUAUCAACUGCCGAGGCCCAAUACAAGACUGAGAUGGCCAAACACGCUCAAGAGUCGUUGACCACCAAAUAUGAUGAUCAUCUUUCGCCAAUGCCUGUUCCCCGGUCUCAGUCAAUCCUGCUGAGAAUGUCCUUUACAUUCAACAGUGGCGUAGUAGAGCUUCACAGGGAGCCAUCGGACGCGGAAAGACAAACAAUGGACGGCGAGACAAGGAGGGGUGGAAAGGGCUGGCACGAUGUUGUCAUCCUGCCAACUGUUUCGAUGUGGGUAGAGUACAACGGACCAGCCCAAGAUGAAGAGCCUCUCUUGUUGUUCAAUCUUGCGGUUCACGAGAGCCGAAACUUGCUACGGCCGACUAUCCUCCCAUUCUUCGUACAAACCGUCAAUCGCAUGGCUCGUCGACAAGGUUCUUCUGUACCCUCUUUGCCUGUGUCAAAGACAUCCGACCCGGCCCCAGUCGUACAGGCGCCAAAGCGUACUGCGACCAAUGUUCGUGUCACUCUGCGCAUCGACAAGUCUGAACUCCGACUAUCUUGCGCGCCCGACUCGAACUCUUAUGUGGAUCUAAAGUGGGAAAGCGGUGGAUUCUUUGCUAGCUUUACGCCGGGCACGAAAGGUCAUACGACUGUUGCCGGUUCAAUCUCUGGGGUCACGUCGUACCUCAAGCACGAGUUUGCCGAAGGCAGGAGCUGCAUUGAAGCUGGUGCCAAAGAUAUUAGCUUUUCCGUCACUUCCGGCGCCCUGGGUGAUCAAAAGUUUCUCUCUGUCGCGCUAGACUCUCAGAUAUCUGCACAAUUCAGACUCGAGCAGUUCAGCGCGUGGCUGGCUUUUGCUGCUGUGUGGAUUGAUAAUACUCCCGAGAUUCAGCGUCCAGCAAAACCGAUUGUCGAGUCGUCCCCAUCGACUUUACCCAACAGCACGGUCAUUACGACUUUGGUCCGGUUCCGAGCCAUAGACUUUGAUGCCAAUAUUGGCGUCACCAAGGCAAACCUCAAGAUCAGCCCAAUCGUCAUACGUGCGGUCUCGAAUGGCGUCAAGACAGACCUCUGCUUCAAUCUUGGUGUCACGCAUGUAAUUGCGAGGGGUGAUAUCUCGGGAGAUAUUCGCAGUGAGAGCUUGAGCUUGAAGACCACAAGACAGUCUUCAAGAAGCGGUGUUGUCAAUGACCCCACCGUCCUCAGCAUGUCAAUUGACGCUGGGCAUCUGAGUGGUGAUCUGUCUUUGCAAGAACUCGGUGUGAUUAGCUUUACGCUUGACCCCGCCACAGUCACGCUUGCCGACGACUGGAAGUCAUUCACGCAAGAUGGCACGGCGCCCGUCAUCCUCUCCUUUGCCGUCAAGGCUGGAACUUUUCGCUCAGUGGUCCGCUUGCUCGCGAUUCCCGCUUUGCUCAACAAGUUCUAUUCCGUCUCCAACACUAUCGACUCUCAAGAGCGCAUCGCUUCUCAUAGGUCAAACACUUACAAGUUGGGGCAGGCUCGCAAGUCAACCGAGCCUACACCGAUGGCUGCAGCUAUUUUGAAUACUGCUCGUCGGGCUGGCCAGUCCCUGUCUGCCGACAACACUGUCAAUACGGCUCAGAAUAUGCGCUUUGACCUGGGCGGGGUGGACAUUGGUCUGUUCAAUGCCCCACCCAGUGAGAAUCAGAGAGGCGACUUUUACCGAUUCAUGAUUGGCAAGGUCGAGGCGGAUCUCAAGAGGCAGGUGACAACCGAGGGCAUGCCAAAACGAGAUAUGAACUUGCUUGUGAGCUAUCUCGAGUGGGUAUCCAGUGAUGGAGUCAAAGCGGCAAAAGAAGUCAAGAAGGAUCGUCCUCUGAAGGAGACUAUUCACGCCGCGUCCGCAUACCAUCGUAAAGAGAUUGCGUCGUUGCCAUUGAUGACCAUGACAAUGGACUCUGUUGAAGAGCCAAAACCACUCGCUAUUGUAUACGACUUUGACCUGGUGUGGGGCGAUGGCGACCUCGACAUAUCUAUCAUGCCCUACUUUUUCGAGCAAGUGUACAAGACGUUUGAUACCUUGAUCAAGGGUCUCGACCAGGAACAGCUCACUAGGGCCCGGCGCCGUGGCGAUGGCGAUGUCAAGGACAAGGGGGUAGCCCCAGAAGAGCAAUUGGCAUUCCGGCGGCGGAUCGAGGGACAGAGACCUUUGCCAAUACCCAGGCUCAAGUUGCUGGGUGAGGCGACGGGAGAAGCAAUGACUUGGGUGCCAAAGAUCACUGCGGCCAACGAGCGGCUGCCAGUCAUGGUGCAUCGUUUCGUCACCCUGCCCUUGGAGGAGGGCAUGGAUCUGUUGCUGAGACUGUACGAGAAGCAGCUACCGGAUAAGGCAAAGUGA
Molecule: messenger RNA, 9252 nt
Organism: Cryptococcus wingfieldii CBS 7118
Lineage: Eukaryota; Fungi; Basidiomycota; Tremellomycetes; Tremellales; Cryptococcaceae
Exons: 16
Coding region: 1-9252 (3083 amino acids)
Biological process (GO): fermentation
Cellular component (GO): membrane
Source: RefSeq, a predicted model, not a curated record